Messenger RNA from Calliphora vicina (urban bluebottle blowfly), 3102 nucleotides. Its product is annotated as glycine dehydrogenase (decarboxylating), mitochondrial. Bases 104 to 3100 code for a protein of 998 amino acids. Gene Ontology annotation, cellular component: mitochondrion; glycine cleavage complex. The transcript has 6 exons. Gene Ontology annotation, molecular function: glycine binding; glycine dehydrogenase (decarboxylating) activity; pyridoxal phosphate binding. Lineage: Eukaryota; Metazoa; Arthropoda; Insecta; Diptera; Calliphoridae. Gene Ontology annotation, biological process: glycine decarboxylation via glycine cleavage system. The record is from RefSeq and is a predicted model, not a curated record.
UUCGUCUGAUUAAGUCACUUUUGUUUUUAUUCGUCUAUUCAUCUUAUACAGUGUUUUACAUAUUGUACAUACAUAUAUAUAGUGACAAAAGAUCGAAUAAAAAAUGUAUCGAAUACCGAAAAAUAUCUCACAAGGCAUUGUGUCCAUUGCCAAAGAUUCGAAUCGUUUAUUUAAAAAUAGUGAUUUCAAUCAACUAACACGUUGUUUGGCUACAACAUCUGUUGGAGAUGUGCUAUUUCCAACUAAAUCAGAUUUUCCAAGCCGCCAUAUUGGUCCACGAAAGACUGAUGUUGUAUCGAUGCUGGAUACUUUAGGAUAUAAGUCACUGGGAGAGCUCACCGAACGGGCCGUACCAAAAGCAAUACAAUUAAAUCGAGAUUUGAAUUUAGACAAACCUUUAAAUGAACAUGAGCUGAUUGUUCGCAUCCGGAAUAUAGCAAAAAUGAAUAAGAUUUGGCGUUCAUAUAUUGGAAUGGGUUACCAUAAUUGUCAUGUGCCGCACACAAUAUUAAGAAAUAUUUUUGAGAAUCCCGGCUGGACAACCCAGUAUACACCAUAUCAACCGGAAAUAGCACAGGGUCGUCUAGAAUCGUUGUUAAAUUAUCAAACACUGGUAUCUGAGAUGACUGGUCUCGAUGUAGCAAAUGCUUCGCUCUUGGAUGAGGGAACUGCUGCUGCUGAAGCCAUGUGCUUAUGUACCCGGCAUAAUAAGCGCAAAAAGCUUUUCCUAUCGAAUAAAAUUCAUCCACAAACAGUGUCUGUGGUAAAAACAAGAGCCGAUGCUCUGGAACUAGAAAUUGAAGUUGGGUCUAUUAGCGAAAUAAAUCUUGCAAGCAGGGAAUAUUCGGGCAUUCUUAUACAGUAUCCUGACACAUAUGGCGAUGUCAAUGAUUUUGAAGAUACUGCUACUCUGGCUCGUAAAAAUGGCACUUUAGUUGUUGUUGCUACCGAUUUAUUAGCACUCACACUGUUGAGGCCACCUGCAGAGUUCGGUGCUGAUAUGGCAGUAGGCACUUCACAACGUCUCGGUGUUCCUCUUGGUUAUGGAGGACCUCACGCUGGCUUUUUCGCCUGCAAGCAAAGUUUAGUGCGUCUGAUGCCUGGUCGAAUGAUAGGUGUAACGAGAGAUAUGGACGGCAAUGAUGCAUAUCGUCUCGCAUUGCAAACUCGUGAACAACAUAUUCGUAGAGAUAAGGCCACAAGUAAUAUUUGUACUGCACAAGCUUUACUCGCUAAUAUGUCUGCGAUGUACGCAAUUUACCAUGGCCCAGAAGGUCUUAAAGCUAUUGCUAACCGAAUUCAUCACUUUGCAUUAGCCCUGCAAUCGGGGUUGUCUGACGCAGGACAUGUGAUUAACAACAAACAUUUCUUCGAUACUUUACACAUACAGCCCUGCAAUGGACUUACACUUGAAGAUGUGAAAUCUCGAGCCGAAACAAAACAAAUAAAUUUCCGGUACUUUGCAGAUGGCUCAAUCGGUGUGGCUCUUGAUGAAACCGUUGGACCGAACGAUAUAGACGAUAUACUUUGGAUCUUCAACUGCAAAAGCCUUGAUGAGGUUUUAUCGCAAAGUGACAUUCUUAAGAAUUCAAUUGAAAAGUCUAAGUACUACAGAACGUCUCCGUUUUUGACCCACCCAAUAUUUAGUUCGUACCACAGUGAGUCUCGAAUGGUACGUUACAUGAAGAAGCUUGAAAACAAAGAUAUAUCUUUGGUUCAUUCGAUGAUACCAUUGGGAUCGUGCACAAUGAAGUUAAAUGCGACUACGGAAAUGAUGCCAUGUUCUUUCCGUCAUUUUACCGAUAUUCAUCCUUUCGCUCCGGUAGAACAAGCUCAAGGCUACCACCGUUUGUUUGAAGAGUUGGAGCGGGACUUGUGUGAGAUCACAGGAUAUGAUAAAAUUUCAUUCCAACCGAAUUCUGGUGCUCAGGGAGAGUACGCAGGUCUGAGAGCUAUUCGCAGCUACCAUGAACACCGCAAUGAAGGUCACCGCAACAUUUGUCUAAUUCCUAUUUCUGCCCAUGGAACCAAUCCUGCAUCAGCUCAGAUGGCAGGUAUGAAAGUUGAACCAAUUCGCAUACUUCCCGAUGGAAGCAUUGAUAUGGCCCACUUACGUGAUAAGGCAUCAGAACACGCUCGUAAUUUGUCGUGCUUAAUGAUCACAUAUCCCUCUACCAUGGGUGUAUUCGAAGAAACUGUGGCCGAAAUUUGCGAUCUGAUUCAUAGGCAUGGUGGUCAAGUGUAUCUAGAUGGCGCCAAUAUGAAUGCUCAGGUCGGUCUGUGUCGUCCAGGUGACUAUGGCAGUGAUGUGUCCCAUUUAAAUCUGCACAAAACUUUCUGUAUUCCUCAUGGUGGUGGCGGUCCCGGUAUGGGUCCAAUUGGCGUUAAGUCACAUCUGGCGCCCUAUUUACCCGGCCACCCUGUAAUUAGCCCUCUCGAAAGUGAUGACGACAGUUUUGGCGUUGUGUCUGCUGCACCUUUUGGCAGCUCUGCCAUUUUGCCAAUUUCAUGGUCUUACAUUAAACUUAUGGGAAGUCGAGGUCUAAAAAGGGCCACUCAAGUUGCCAUCUUGAACGCUAACUAUAUGUCCAAAAGGCUGGAGCAACAUUACAAAACACUUUACAAAGAUACCAAAAAUGAUCUUGUAGCUCAUGAGUUCAUAUUAGAUAUAAGAGAUCUUAAAAAGAGCGCAAAUAUCGAAGCCGUAGAUGUGGCGAAACGUUUAAUGGACUAUGGAUUCCAUGCUCCCACAAUGUCGUGGCCCGUCGCAGGUACUCUCAUGAUCGAACCUACAGAAUCGGAAGAUAAGGAAGAACUGGAUCGCUUUUGCGAGGCAAUGAUUUCAAUACGUGGCGAAAUCGCUGAAAUUGAAGCUGGUAGAAUGGAUAAAAAUAUUAAUCCGUUAAAAAUGGCGCCGCACACACAAUCCCAGGUCAUUUCGGAGAAAUGGAAUAGACCAUACAGCCGAGAGUUGGCAGCAUUUCCAGCUUUGUUUGUUAAACCUGAAUCAAAAAUUUGGCCUACAGUUGGACGCAUUGAUGAUGCAUAUGGUGACAAACAUCUCGUCUGUACAUGCCCACCAAUUUUACCUGAUCUUUAAAA